AUGCGGACGGAGAAGAAGACGUCAAACGCGCGCGCCGAGCGCGCGUUGCCGAGAGAGCUCGUGGUGGUGGCGGUGAGCGCGGUCGCGCAGGCGGCGGCGGCUCCGGCGAUGGCGGCCUCGCCGGCGAGCGCGGUGGCGAACGCGUUCGGGUGGUUCCCGGAGGCGAUGAACUCGCCAGAGAUGAAGGAAUUAAUGCUAUACACGUUAAAGACGCUCAUCUCGUGGGGGGUUCCCGCGGUGACGGUGGGCGCCGUGGCGUUCUUUGUGCUGGCGUCGUCUAGACGAAACGCCUCGCGCAAAGAAGACGGAGAACGAAGCGGCCCAUUCGGUUUCAUCAGGAGUGGUGGUGCGGCCAUGAAGCCGCGUAGUGAGCCGUACCUGGAGAUUAAGCGGAUGAACGAUAAGCUCGAUAAGUAUUCUCUGUCGUUUGAAGCCGCGACGGUGAGCGAAAUCCAAGCUGAGCGUCGGCGCAAGACCAUGGAGUUCAGUAAAAAGUUUAGCGCCGCCCUCGGUUCGCUCACGAACGAAGAGUGCGAUGCUAUUUUUGAAGCAAACAAGAAGUGGUCGAUGACGGAUAAGGGCUUGAUGGAGCAGAUGAACCAGCUCUUGGCGCAGAUCCGAGCCGCGGCAGUUGAGUCUGGCGGUAAACGCGCAAAGAACCAGAGCGAGUCUAGCGGCGAAGAAUCGUCUGAGACUCAGAGUGAAACAAACGAGGGCGGCUUCAAGAACCCUUUCGGCGGUGAUAAGUUGGCCGGAUUGACGAAGAAGCUGAGUAAGCUCGCAACUGAGCGCGCAAAGGCUGAAGAGCAGUACCUGGCCGCCGUGGGCGCGGCUCUCCCAAAGUCUCGCCGCGAGAGCCUCAUGAAGCUUCUCGCCGAUCCGCGCGUGAUUUCUGGUUGGCAAAAUGACACCGAUGUUCUCGCUCCGAAUGCGGAAACGGACGAGAACUCGCGGUUGAAUAAGAAGCAUGUCUUUGUCCUCAAUUUUUUUGGCGAUGUUCGAGCAUCUCAAGGAGAGCAAUUGCGGGAAGAAGUCACUGGCUUGUUGCGAGCCGCAAAGAAGGAGCGCGGCGAUGAAGUGGUCUUGCGUUUGAAUACGGGUGGUGGUACUGUCACCGGCUACGGUCUCGCCGCGGCGCAGCUCAUGCGAAUCAAGGAAGCUGGACUCAAGUUGACCAUCUGUGUUGAACAGGUGGCGGCUUCCGGCGGUUACAUGAUGGCUUGCGUGGCCGACGAAAUUGUGGCGUCGCCAUUCGCUGUUUUGGGCUCAAUUGGCGUCAUCAGCGAGCAACCAAACGUCUACGAGCGUCUUCAGCGCGAAGGCAUUGAGUUUCAAACUGUCACUGCUGGCAAAUUCAAACGCACUUUGACGCCAACAAAGAAAGUUACGAAAGAGGAUCUCGCGAAGUCGAAGAAGGACAUCGAAGAUGUGCUGGUCCUCUUUAAGGGUUUCGUUGCCGAUAACAGGCCAUCUCUUGAUAUUGAUGAGGUCGCGACCGGUGAAACCUGGUUCGGGAAGGACGCACUCGCUCGUAAUUUGGUGGACAAGUUGAAGACUUCGGACGAUGUGCUUCUCGACCUUCUCGGCGCGGGCGCUGAAAUUUUCAGUGUACAGCUCAAGCAACCGUCCCCAGCGGCGACCUUGUUUGGUGCGGCUGGCGCGAACGCUUCUUCUUGGCAGUGGGACAUCCUGCAGCGUGUCGCUCUCAUUGUUGCCGAUUACGCCAACUCCAGUGCGCGCGUGCAAGGGGUGACGCAAGGCCCCAUGAUCGUCGAUCCGUCUCGCGUUCAGGAUACCGUGCGCAUCGCCGCGUACGAUGAUGAAACCGAUUACUACGUCGACAGAAUGUAA
Ostreococcus tauri is the source of this 1851-nucleotide messenger RNA. Its product is annotated as Peptidase S49. Lineage: Eukaryota; Viridiplantae; Chlorophyta; Mamiellophyceae; Mamiellales; Bathycoccaceae. Bases 1 to 1851 code for a protein of 616 amino acids. Gene Ontology annotation, cellular component: plasma membrane. The record is from RefSeq and is a predicted model, not a curated record. The transcript has a single exon. Gene Ontology annotation, biological process: proteolysis. Gene Ontology annotation, molecular function: serine-type endopeptidase activity.